AUGCAUUACCCUUUAUACAAGAAGUCUGUUCGCACUUGGCGAUUGUUCGGUGAAGACUCUAGUGCGGCUAGGUCCUCCGUCGGGAUAUCCGUUGGUGCGCGAUGGGUCGCAGGCUGUGGACGGACUGUCGCAUUCGACUGCAGCCACGGCUGCCUCACCGUGCUCGUAUCCAACGAAACAGGACUCCGGAUGCGGCAACAAUGGCGUUCGGAGACAAGGGGUGAAGUGGAACUCAAUCAAACCUGCAGUGGUGCUGAAGAGCUGACGGGCCAGAUCAAUGUGUCCAGUGCACGGAGGAGACUGCAGAAAAUCGACGACCAGAACCGCGGAUCAGCACGAAUCAAAAACAUGGCAAAUUCCUGUGUGGAGCGUCAGCGCAGUGUCAGUGCAGCAUACGUGGGCGGAAACGUGGCAGGUGCAGCCGUUUCCUGUAGUGUAACAGUCAACGCAGACAUAGUCAUUCUACACUUGAAGGAGUAG
Molecule: messenger RNA, 480 nt
Organism: Aspergillus fischeri NRRL 181
Lineage: Eukaryota; Fungi; Ascomycota; Eurotiomycetes; Eurotiales; Aspergillaceae
Exons: 2
Coding region: 1-480 (159 amino acids)
Source: RefSeq, a predicted model, not a curated record